Molecule: messenger RNA, 678 nt
Organism: Symbiodinium natans
Lineage: Eukaryota; Dinophyceae; Suessiales; Symbiodiniaceae
Source: the annotation of a GenBank genome assembly
AUGGAGCAAAUCACAGGAGCCAUUGGCAGGCCAGCGUUGGCCGCCACGACCAUGCCACCCCCACGCGUCUGUGCAGAUGUGGGCCCCGUCAUCGACGCCGCGGUGCGCUUCAAGAAGUGGUCAAGAGGAAAAGAAACAGAUCACGAGGGACCACUAGGGUACAAUUGGACAUGGGCUGCUUCCAGCCUUUUGCGCUUUGCUUUUCUCUUGACGACUCGGUGCUUUGCCUUUGUUGAGGUGAGCUCUUUGGAAGUCUGGCUAUCGCAUGUACCUCCAAACGUGCGACUUCAGAUCUGGUUCAGCACUGUGGAUCUGCUGCAUUUGCAAGGCAUGGCACAAUGGUUCAGAUUCUCCUCCCGACUGUCCAAGGAGUCAUGCGACGACAGCAGCUUUCGAACCUGGGUCACCGUGUGGCAUCUGAAAGAGCCCCUCAUGCGAAUGAUGAUCACAAGUCGGAGUCGGCAGGAUUCGAGAGAAAACAUGAGAAAGCCGCUUGUAGCCCACGUGGAGUUAAGCGCAUUUUUGUCAGAUGCUGCCUUCCAAGAGGAAACGUGGCGAGAACUUCGCUGUGCGACUGAUGAGGCCUCUGGCAUCCAGUCGUAUCUAAUUGCUGUUAUUCCGGUCCCAGAAGCUUUGUUUGUGCUUUUUCCCGGGGGUCUAGGUGUAAUAUGUCUGUAA